Enhydra lutris kenyoni (northern sea otter) is the source of this 2335-nucleotide messenger RNA. RefSeq names its product C-X9-C motif containing 1. Gene Ontology annotation, cellular component: mitochondrion. The record is from RefSeq and is a predicted model, not a curated record. Bases 180 to 500 code for a protein of 106 amino acids. The transcript has 5 exons. NCBI's taxonomy places the organism in Eukaryota, Metazoa, Chordata, Mammalia, Carnivora, Mustelidae.
AAGGAAGGAAAGCGGCCUGCCGGGCUCUGUGGAGGGCACGGCGCUCCUCCUCCACAGCCUCCUCCUCUUCCUCCCGCGGGAAGCUCCCGGCGGCCGCACGUGCCGCCCAGCCCAGGCUCCUCCCCUCCUCUGCCCCCGCCCGGGAGCGGCCAGGCGCUGCUUUCUCUCCGCCCGCCGAGAUGGCGCUCGACCCCGCAGGGCAGCAUCUCAGACAUGUUGAAAAGGAUGUUUUGAUCCCUAAAAUAAUGAGAGAAAAAGCCCGAGAGAGAUGUUCUGAACAAGUUCAAGAUUUUACCAAAUGUUGCAAGGACUCUGGAAUCCUUAUGGUAGUAAAAUGCCGGAAAGAAAAUUCUGCAUUGAAAGAAUGCCUAACUGCUUAUUAUAAUGAUCCAGCCUUUUAUGAAGAAUGCAAAAUGGAAUACCUGAAGGAAAGGGAAGAAUUCAGAAAAACUGGAAUUCCUACCAAGAAAAGGCUACAGAAGCUUCCCACAAGCAUAUAGGCAAAUGUUCAGAUACUCAGAAGCUCUGAUACUCACGGAAAUCAUUAUCACCUAAAAUAAUGGACUCAAGGAAGUGUUUGCUUUAUCCUAAAUUACGGAAAUACUAAUUUUAUCUGAAAUAAAGGUUUUUUUUUUUUUAAAUUUUAAAGUCAAGUUUGUCAAAUGUGGUAGGAGUAGUAAAUAGUGAAAUGGGAUAUGGUCUGCCUGGGCAUCAUGGAUUUUUUGGUAAAUCUUCCACAAUUACAGUUCUGUAACAGAGAUACUGAGAUUUAGGGUUCUAUAUAUAUAGACCUUAUAUUCCUUUUGUCCAGUGUAUAGACUAAGGGGUAAUCAUAGGGAUCAGAAGUAACCAAAGUAGGGAUGGACAGCCGUCAGAGGUGUUAAUAAGGCAGUAUAGCAGAAUAGUGAUGAACCAGAAUCCUUCUUGGUUCUGUUACUUACUAGGUAUGUCACCAUGGAAAUAAUUUUGCUAUUGUGCGGAUUAUUGCAAGUAAGUAGAGUGUUUAGGACAGUGCCUCAGAUGUGGUAAAUGCUCUUUAAUGGUUGUUAGUAGUAGUAAAGGAUUAUUUGGAAACAGAUAAAUAGAUGAAUUAAUUUUAUGUUUGAUGGAAAGUUUCCUAAAAUGAAUUAUUAUGUUCCUUGACCUGUUCAUUUGGUUACUGAAAAUAUUUUAAUGAUUUCAGGAGCUAAUGUAAAAAAUUGUCCGAGUACAAUAAUUUGGUUCCAGUUUUUUAUAUCAAAACUUGCUUUUCUUUUCUUCCAUGAGCUGUUAAUUCUCCACUAUAGCCACGGCAACCAGUUUCUAUCUGUCUACAUAUAUAUCUCAUUAAAAUCACAAAUAGAAAUUACUACAUACUAGGACAAGAUUUAAUUUUGACCCCUAUUCCAUAAAAUAGACCUGAGAUUAUUCUUUUUUUAAAGGACUUAGUUUAAAGCAGAUAGGAUGCUAAGGAACCAGUGUGAUGCUCAAGUUCCAUACUUUACUCAAGUGAACCACUCAAAGAACUAUUUUACUCUUACUUGAAAACCAAAGAAACCACAUUUUCCUAGCCCACAGAUCAAAAGGAAGAUUACUAGAGCAGACAAAAGCAAAGCAAAUGUAGAAACCUAGAGACCACAUACCAUAGGCGUCAUCAAGCCUAUAUUCUUCUGUUGGCCUUUCAGUACCUAUUACAUUUCUUAGCGUACAGGACCUUUUAAUGGUGCAAAUGAAGAAAAGGCAGUAAAUUUAAAAAGCUAGUGAAAUAUAUAAUCUGUGGCUAAUUUAUAAUUUGGAUGACAAUCAGAGGAGCUAAAUUUUAUGUGGAAAAUUUAUUUUCUGUAGAUGUCACUUUCUCCACAGGUACUAGAAUAGUAGUAUGUAAGUAUGUUCAUUCCUCUACCAGAAACUAAACCCUUUAUCACUGCUUUCAGGAUAUCCUGCCUAGCCACCACACUGUCUACUCUAAAACAGCUGCCUCAGUUGUUGUCUGGCUUGCUCAUUCAUACCUCUGGCUGAAGCUAUUUCUGUGAAGAACUAGUGCACAGAUUUUCUUCCCCUAAAGAUCCACCUUGUUCAUGUAGCCUCUCUGGAUCAGAUCAUUAUGGUUUUUCCAAGAUUAGGUCUCAGGUCUUUAAGUCUGAAUUUUCCCCUACUUACUUGGUUUCUGAUGUUUCCCAUAGGUGUGUCCCUGCUCUGCUUAGGAAUUAGGUUCCAUCUGGGCAGAAUCUCCAUUUCCUUUUAAAGAAGAUGCAGAUUUUAUUUUCACUAAUAGGAGAUCAAGAGGAAGGAGAGAUUGUACUCCCUGGAGUCAGCUGUGUUCAUUGGUCAGAAUAAAUUCCAGCAUCUGACACCA